Messenger RNA from Cylicocyclus nassatus, 795 nucleotides. The record is from the annotation of a GenBank genome assembly. NCBI's taxonomy places the organism in Eukaryota, Metazoa, Nematoda, Chromadorea, Rhabditida, Strongylidae.
AAACCGAGAAGAAAAAACUCUGAACGUCUGUGGUUCUGGAUUUUAAAGGAAUUUGACGACCACGGUGUGUAUUGACUGUAACCAGUGCUAGAGAUACUAAGAAUAGGUUUGGUAUGCCUACACUUGCAAACAGAAAUAUCUCAACGGACCUUCUAAUGAUGCUCCCAAUGAAGUUGCUGCUCUUUGCACUGCUUCCAUUGACAGAAGCUUACAUAAGCCCGAACAACAACAACCAAAUUCCCAGAAGCUCGGAUCCGUCUCCGUCGCUAUUCUUUCUUCACAAUUCUAACUCAGCAUGUUCCGGGCACUGUCCAGAUGGGUGGGCUUACCUUAGUGAAACGAAUGCUUGCUACAAGAAUUUUUUAUGGGCGACUUUCGACGAUGCUGAGAGCCUAUGUGCUGCUUUUGGAGGACAUGUGGCUUCAAUUCACAGCUAUAGAGAAAACUCUUUCGUAGCUGAAAUGGCAAGAUCGGGUAUCAAAACGGCUGAUGAUUAUAUGGCUAAACAUACGAUGUAUAUUGGUUUGCAUGGGGACAAGGAGAACCAGAUAAUCAGGGAGGAAGAGAACGCUGUGUGCAGAUGCAUUCCGAUCACUUUGUGGAUCCCAAGAGAGAACGAGCUUAUCUGAAAUGGGCCGACAUUCCGUGCAACUUAUAUUUGAGGUCGUAUGUAUGCAAAAAGACGCUUGAAUGAGGAAGAACAUGCAUUCAAUCUUGGUGCAACAAUAUCUGCGAUGUUUCGCAUAUUCUCAUUGAUUAAAGACGUUUUUCAUGCUACAAUAAGCAAGUCUUCAU